AUGGCCUUCAGAAGAUUGGAGGUUCUUGACCCUAGCCGAGUACGCUGGUCGUAUGCUAGGACUCUGUGUGCUCUUGUUGAUCCUUCAAUGGCGGCCACUUUUCCAACACCACCAGCAAAGAAACCCGCCACAUCUUUUCCUCCGAGAAGGGGAAGAGUGAAAGCUCAAAUUUUUGAAGGGGUUGCAGAAGCAGUAGCUUCUGCAGCCUCGAGAGCUGGCGAUUUCUUGGGUCUCAUCAAGAAAGACGACACCCCCGUGAACGAGGGUUCUAAACCUGCACCACCACCGGAAACCACCAAGACUUAUGGUGAAGAUGGAAAGGCUGCUUAG
This is a messenger RNA of Lactuca saligna, 330 nucleotides long. The record is from the annotation of a GenBank genome assembly. Lineage: Eukaryota; Viridiplantae; Streptophyta; Magnoliopsida; Asterales; Asteraceae.